Messenger RNA from Stereum hirsutum FP-91666 SS1, 2613 nucleotides. Its product is annotated as inositol monophosphatase. NCBI's taxonomy places the organism in Eukaryota, Fungi, Basidiomycota, Agaricomycetes, Russulales, Stereaceae. Gene Ontology annotation, biological process: inositol metabolic process; phosphatidylinositol phosphate biosynthetic process; signal transduction. The coding region runs from base 92 to 1072 and encodes 326 amino acids. Gene Ontology annotation, molecular function: inositol monophosphate 1-phosphatase activity. The record is from RefSeq and is a predicted model, not a curated record. The transcript is spliced from 10 exons.
UCGAUAUCGUCGUUUUCUUCGUUCAUAUCAACUCUCACCAUCCACCAACAACAAAUUCCAACAUCACACCGUCUCAUAGCGCAAAACAUACAUGGCACCUCUCUCCGCGUCCGAACUGAAGGAUAUCCUCGAAUGGACGAUCAUUCUCGCCCGCAACGCCGGCAAGAUCAUGCUCGAAGGUUCGCAAGCGAUCCAGAUAGCGGCGGCUUCAGAAGAUACGGGUAUCAACGAGAAGAAGAAUUCGGUAGAUCUGGUGACGGAGUACGACGUGAAGGUGGAGGAGUUGGUGAAGAAGGAGAUCAGGGAAAAGUAUCCGAGCUUCAAGUUUGUUGGAGAAGAAACUGCGGCAGCUGGAAACCGUCCACCUCUGACGGACGAGCCGACGUUCUGUGUUGACCCCAUUGAUGGAACUACGAAUUUCGUGCACGCUUUCCCUUUUGCCUGCAUCUCUCUUGGUCUCAUCGACGAGAAACGCCCCGUCCUCGGCGUCAUCUACAAUCCCUUCCUCGACCACCUCUAUACAGGCAUCAAGGGACAAGGCUCAUACCUUACGCGCCCAGGUGUUCCACCCGCCAAACUGCCUCUCCAUCCAGCUCGUCCCCUGGCCUCGCUAUCACAGGCAUUGCUCGCCAUCGAAUGGGGAUCUGACCGCAAAGCCUCCGUUCUCAAGCCCAAAGCCGACUCUUUCACGCGCCUUGCCGCAGACACGGUAGCAAACGGCGGAGUUGAAGGCGGGAAGAUGGCACAUUCAUUGAGGAGUAUAGGAAGUGCGGCGUUGAACUUUGCUAUGGUGGCUCAGGGAGGGCUUGAUCUUUACUGGGAGAUUGGAUGCUGGGAGUGGGACGUCUGCGCGGGCAUCGUCAUAGCGCAAGAAGCAGGAGGAUUCGUCACUGGUUCGCGGUGGUCGCCACACGACGGUGAGGUCACAGAAGAUAUCCUCAGAGGGAGGAAAUACCUGGUUGUGAGAGGCCUAGCCGGUGGAAAGGGAGAAAGCGCUCUCGAUGCGCAAAAGCGGAUCGUGAAGGAGUUUUACGAGACCGUCGAUGAUGUUGACAUUGAUAUCAACAAAUAAUCGCCUCUAAGAAGGACCGGCAAGACCGCACGAGUCAAGGAAGUAGGGUUGAUGAGGCCAUCGAACGCUGGUAGAGCGAGAGUCGCCAAGUCAAAGAGGCUAGAGGAUAGAGUCUGUUGGAUCAACGAAUCUACGCUGUGUAAAGUCAAAUAGAAAGUGUAUUUCAUGGUUUUAUCUUGCAUCGGUCGAUCACAGGGUUCGCUAGGUCAUAUAAUGCUCAGAUGAGUGUUCAACGCGUCGAACACUGAGUAAAUCAUAAACUCAAAUACUCCAAGUCGGGUACAAUACCCUGCUCAUCGGUAUACCUAGACGAGACCUCAAGCCCGGAGAACAUAGAACCCCGAACCAUCCUAUAACUCUUCCGUCUGACCGAACUCAGCCCAUCUCCAUCCACCUUUCGCCGAAAUACGUACAGAUAACGCAUCUGAUAAUACUCCACGACCUUCAAGGACGGAAAGAGUGAGAAGAGCGCAUGGGCGUUGGCGGUCCCUUCGGCGGAAAGACCGCCGCCACUAAGAAGGGCAUCCUCGGCGACCCACUUCACGGUCUGUAAUGACGUCGGAAAAGCGUCUUUGACUUUUUCCAAGUUCGAGACGUCGAGGACUUGCGGGGGGCGAAGGCGAGGUGUUGCAGACACGGUGUAAGUACGUUGGCGGAGUUGGAGGUGGCGAAGGUUGGUUGUAUGGGUAAGGAGGUUGGAAAGAACCCAGGAGAACUGCCAACGUCCGCCAUUGUGUGGCGUCUCGCAGACGGAGAGAUGUGUGAGUCUGGGGCCACAAAGCUUGAAGGCUUCCAAGUGCGCUUGCUCGCUGGUUCGACGGAAUCGCUCCGUAGUGUGUGAGUCGUCACAUAAGGUGUAGUCGAUCCUUAACUGGGUAAGGUGGGUCAUCACUUUCAAAAGCGACGCGGACAACAAAGCGCCGACACGGGCGAUGUCGAGUUCACAUAUCUUAAGGUGUGGCAGGCCUUGCGCAAAGUGGAAUGGAUAGGAAGGCACGGCGCGGUCCUGGUCGCCACUGUCGCAACACCUUCCGAGACGCCAGACCGUGAGCUUCGGAUGGGACUCCAAGAAUGCGGUGAUAGUCGCAGGGCAUGAAGGGAUAUUCGUGCUCGUAAAGUGGGUCAAAGUCGACGCCGUAUCGGAAGAGAUCUUCGAAAAAUAUUCGGUGUCAAAAAGUCCUGAGUAUGUCCGUAUAGUCAGUUGACGGAGAUCGGUCAAUUGGCAGAGAGCUGGAGUUAGGUCUCUCUUCUGUGGUGGCCUGUUGUAUGAUGGGUAAAUACUCGAGGACCUGUCAAAGUCGGAGAAUAUUAUGGAUUUGAUCAUGGGACCGAAAUAUGCCGGUCGCGACAUGAUGGUGGCUUCCAAGCGUGCGAAACGGCGCCUCUCCCCUCCUCCGAAUGUUGCGAGGUCUCCGAUAUUCUCGUAGAGUAGCGGCGUGGCCCAGGCGGCAUAACUUUGACUGGUCAGACAGAGGGAGACAAGAUCGUUGCGCGAGACAUCUCGACAGACUUGUGUACGCAGUUCGACGGGGAGUUUCUCC